GGUGGGGGUGGGGGGGGGGGGGAGGGAGGCUGGCCCGAGGGAAAGGGCUCGUUUGUAGAAACAUUGGAUGCGCAUAAAGUAUGGCGCGGCUUUGCCAGCUGGCGGUUGGAGAGGUGUUAGCGCCUGCGCCGGCGGCAGGCCUGGCGCGGACUUCCGAUUGGUUGCGCAGCUUUGCGGGGGCUAGCUGGAUUGCAUAUGCGGGAGAGGGGGGAACCGUGGUCAUCGCCAGUGGUCCUCCAGCGCCGACCGGUCGCGAGAGCGUUGCGCCUCAUCAGCACUUCCAGCAGGUUCUUCGUUUUCGGGGGGGCUUCUGCGCCGGCGGCCACGCGGGGGCGGAGUCGGAGCCGGGGGGGAGUUUCGUCGUCGGAGGGGGGGGUGGUUAUACGGGCGCAGAUGGCGGGUUCAGAGGCGGUGGAUGGGAUCGGGAUAUGGGAAGCGAAACGGGGAUGUCCUCCGAUGGAGGUCUGGGACUGGGUAUGGCCAUACCUGACGAAGCCAUCGCUCCGUACGACGUGUCAUGUCUGGCAUGGGGAGGUACAGGGCGCAGCGCAGGGACGCUUGCCGUCGCUUACGGUCGACUGGUGCAUAUUCUAUCUCCUCAAGGCGUUGCUAAAGGAUGGAAUCCUGUCGUUGAUCUUCCAGCGAGCCCACUGUCAUGGAAAUGCAGCGCAUCGCUGAGUCAUCAAGGGCCCGUGAGCUGUCUGUCGUGGACGGAAUCCGGUGAUGGGUUGCUGAGUGCCGGAGUGGAGGUGGUGAUGUGGCGCCGUCGGAGGACUGCCGGGCAAGAGGGGUGGGUGACGUGGCAGAGGCUCUGGCAAAGAACUCCGCCCCUACGGCAUCACUUAGCGGCAGCGUCAUGGAGCGCUGAUCUGUUUUGUGCGUCUUCGGAAGGGGUGGAUACGUUGGGCGACGUUGUAGAUGCCGCCCAGAUCCCGGCUAGCUUUGGCGGGGAAGGGCAACGGGAAGACCCCUUGUCGUUGUCGAGGAGGGUUGGGGGAGAGAAUGGCGCGAGCGGGGGGAGAAGUAUUGGGGGGGCGGCGCCGAUGGUGAGCGGGCAGGCAUGGAAAGGGAAAGGAAAGGCGACAAUCUGGUGGUGGACGACGGAAAGGGCAGAGGGGGAGGAAGGGGGAGAGGUGGCGGCGGCGGCGGCGGCGGAAGGGGAGGGCGGUGCGCCGAGGAGCGAGGCUUCGUCGUCUGCGCUGUCUGUUGGAGGGGGUGACGGGGGUACUGACGAGUGUGAGAAACGGGGGCCGGAAUCAGAGGGGACUUUGGUAGAGAUAGAGCUGCCGCAUGCCGGGAAAGUGUUGUCGCUGCAGUGGCGGCCGGAGAAGACGAGUGUGGUGGGGUCGUACGGCGAGGGGGUGUCGGCAGGGGGAGGGGGGUGGAGGAGAAGAGGUGGUCACAUUUUUAGACCCGUACUUUUGACCAACUGCGAGGAUGGGACGGUGAGGUUAUGGAUAGAGAUAGAUAGCACCUUUGGGAGACUUGGAGGAGGAGGAGGAGGAGGUGGGAGUAAGAAUGCAGGAGCAGGAGCAGGGUGCCGGGGGGGAGGGAGAAGGGGUGUGUAUCGGCCUGUGUUCUUUGUGGCGACGGUCAUCGAGCUGGGAUUUGGGGGGUGGGGUGUGCCGCGGGCUCCUAGCGGCGAAGGGGGAAGAGAUGCCUGGCAAGGUACUACAGUGACGUGGGCGCAGGAGGUAAGAGCGGGGGGCUCCGCCGCGCAGCUCCAGCAGCAGCAGCGCCCGGGCGGAGCGGCGGCGGCAGGUUCGAUGGCUACGACUCCCUCCGUCGCCGCCGGCGAUGGCCACGUGGCGCCCUGUGAGUGGAUUGUCGGUAUCUCACUUGAGGGAACCGUGACCAUGUGGGCCGUCUACUUCCUGGACGAUGUGAUGCCUCCACGUUGCCCUCGCGUGAUUACGUGGCAGGAGGGGGUUCGUCUGCUCCCACCACUUGGCAGCAGCAGUGAUUCGAUCGCCGCUCAUCUAGCGAUGACAGGAGGAGGCGGCGGGAGGUCCACGUUCUCGUACCCUUCUCGGCGGUUUGGCGCGGGCAGCGAGGUGCUCAGGUGUGUCGUGCAGCGCGCCGAGGGAGCGUCCGGCAGCACCCCCACUGCAGUAGAAGUGUGCGAGAAACUCCCACAUGGGGGGUUCCGCUUCAGUCGGCUCUGGCCUCCUGUGACGGCCGUCGGACCUGGAGGGGGGAGGGGAAUCGGCACCGCCGCCAGCGGAGGAAUUGCGGGGGGAGGGGGGGGUGUUGCUGUAGGCGUCCUUAGCGGGGUAGGGAGCCAGAAGAUGGGCGGCGCUUGGGGGGUGGCCAGCGAGGUGUUGGAACUGGUUGGACACGAGGCCAGGGUCGUCGAUCUCGCACUUCACCCAUCCCCGGGAAUGUCAAUAGGUGCAAGCCUCGACGAGCAGGGUAGGGUGAUGACGUGGCGGACCUGCGAGGAUGCUUGCUCACCCGGCUUGAUGUCCGUCUCUCCAACCACUCUCAGUGGUGCUCGGAGAUUGCCGAUAAGAUAUUAUCCUGACGGAUCAGCAGCAGCAGCAGCAGGGGAGGAGGACUGCCAAGUGCCGCCAUACUACAACUCCCUGGUUUGGGCCGACGUUGUAGUGGGUCAGGGGGGCGAGGGCAGACGGGGCCUGCUGAUCGCUGCCCACAACACAGGCGUGGAGAUAUGGGCAGUGAGGGAGGGCGAUCGUUGUAAAAAGGCUGGAGGGAGAGGUGGUGGGGGCGUGAGAGGAGGAGCCGCAGAGACAUCGACCACGACCGCCUUUGGGGCACCAGCAGGAGGCCCAUCGUCGACGAUGAAUGUGGCAGACGACAGCAGCAGCAGCAGCUUUUCAUCUUGUGUCGCCACGUGGGAGAUGCCACGGGACUUGCUAGGGGAAGGAAUUGAGCGGAUCUUCCUCCUCCCUGCCGAUUCCCCUCCUAAACGAGGAGGAGGUCCGGACGAAGAGUUCUUCCUGCUGGUGGUUGUCGCUAAUGCUGGCUUAACCAUGGUUGGACUAAAGGUUAUUUUUAGCGCAGCGGGAGGGGGAAGGUUCGGGUCGUCCAUCCGGGGGGACGAAUCAACGGCAGUGCUACGUUGGUUUGUUGGAGGGGGUACCCCGGCGGCGGAGCUCCCGGGAGCUGGGGAGGAGAGGGACGGCUGUGUGUUUGACGGUGAUGAUGGGAGGAGGCUGCAAAGGAAACCAGAAGGCGGCGGGGAAGAAGAAGGCCGCCAAGUGAAAGGCGAAGGAGGGGGUUUGCAAGUAAGGACGGAGGUUGUCGCUGUAUGGAGAGGGUCAGAUGACAGCGUCAGUGGUGCGUGGGGCCAGGAGAGAUUGACCGCUGCUGAGGCGAUCCCGACGGAGAUGGGACCAUCGGCGUGGUGGGAGGUCAUGACACUUGCCAGAGACAGCAGGGGAGUGGGAGCGAGGAAGGUUGGCGAUGGCGGUGAUGGAGAAGCUGGGAGGGUAGCCAGUACUGCUGCGUCUCGCUCAUUGCCCUAUCAGUUCGUGACGGGCAAUGCAGAUGGAAAGCUCCAAUUCUGGAGGCUACGUGUACCCUCCUCCUCGGCUUCUGAGGCACUUCCCAGAGAGAGGAAGUCCUGGAUAAGUAGCCGCGAUGAAGAUGCAUUGGGAUCGGGAUAUGCGUCGUCCGAAGCUGCAGGACCGGGGAAUGUCAGCAGCGCUGUGGACACAAACGGAGGAGUAGGAGGAUGGGAGUGUGUGGGAUGGGUGCGCGCUCACGAGGGGCCUGUUGCUUGCGUGGCUAGUGCCAGGGGAGGAUGCCGCUUGGCAUCAGCGGAGGCGGGAGUGAUGGAUGACGUGGCAGCACCGUGUGUUCGCAUCUGGCAGGCUGAUGCUGCCUAUGACGAUGCUGCUGCUGCUGCUGCAUCGUCAUCGUCAUCACCCGGCCAAGGCUGGGGUUCUGGGUUUGAGUGCGAGGGGAUGUUAUCUCUACCGGAGCCUGUGGUGUCAUUACAGUGGGAGGAACCGGGCAAUGGGCAGCUCUUGCUUGCUGUGGGGACGCUGGGCGCAAUGAGAGUGUACGCGCAGCGGGCGGUGAAGGUCACGUGGGGAGAUGGGAGGCGGAGACGUUCUCCUGUCUGUCGUAGUGGAGGAUGGGUGUGUAUUGCUUACUUGGAGACGAGGGGGGAACGUCUCGGAUGUCUUAAUUGGAAUCUUCGUGGAGGGCUCAUCGCGGCAGUGGGGAUGGAGGUGUGGGUGGUGAGUAGGUGGGUUCUCGUCACACCCAUGACAAUAGAGGACACGGAGGACGUGGUUUGGGGAGCAGCCGGAGAGAUGCUCGAGGUUGCAUCUGAAGCCGGCGGGAGCCUUUAUCAUCCCCUACCCCCACCUGGUGCGGGUGGGGGGGGCCGUGGGUUCCUCCCCAGCCAUCCCUCGCUUGGGUCAUUGGUUAGUUAUCCGUCGAUGCAGUCGUUGCUGCAUCACUCUGUUUCGGUUCCGGCGCUGACAAAGCUGGGGGCAGGGUCGUCCCUUGGGGGAUGGGGAGGAGGGGGCAAUGCUGGCACGCCGAGAAGGAUGUUCAAUUCUCCGUCUACGACGAGCCUGAACAUGUCUUCCGCACUUUCCACAGCUUCCUCUCCCCCUCUUUCCCUCUUCUCUGUACGAACUGGUCAAAAUCGACGAUUCCCACACUCGCAGUCCACCCCAGCGCUCUCCUCCCUUCGCCAGGUCACAUCGAUGGGGUCCAUUGCCACGGCGGGGAUCGGGAUGGAUUAUGGAUAUCAGGAUGACUGUCUCCAGACCGAUGAGACGGAAGGGGUGCCGGUAGAGCUGGUUGUGGGGCAGGUGUUGCCGCUUCUUGAAGCCGCCAAGGCCGUUGGAGCAUCCUUGCCGGACUAUCAUCCACGUGUCCUUAUCCAGUAUCUAUACUCCGGACACUUUGGCAGGGCAAGGGCCUGCAUCCGGCAUCUGGCACGUGCGUUGUUGGGUAGUGCACCAUCUGGGGGAGAAGGAAAAGAAAAAGAGAAGGGACGGGCGUUCGACAGGCAAGAGGAUGGACCGGCAGGUCCUUCCAUGAGCAGGGCUAAUGGAACUUGUGGUUGGCCCAACCUUAUCCCCAGUGUUAGUCUUGUGGAGAUGCUGGAUGGUGAGAUCGAACAGACCGGGGCUGCGGAGAGUCAGUCCAGUGUCAAGUCAGGUCUCCUCCCAGGUGGCAGUAAUACCGGUACCUUUGGUUUCGGGUCUUCUUCAGGUUAUGGAGCUACUGCACGAAUGGGUGGUGGUGCUAGAGGCAUGGCGAAUGGGUUCGGCGGCAGCAUACUUGACAAGUAUUCCUUUCUUAACUCAACCACAUGGAUGGACGAAGAGUUUGGAGACAUCAAUGCACCUGGUAAAGGUAGGGAAGGUGCAGAGUCCCUGAGUGAGCAGCAAGGGCUGAUAAAGAGGGGUGGUAAGGAAGCGAUGACCGAGGAGGAAGCAAAGGUCGUGCUUGAUGCAUUGAAGGGGAAGGAUAGGGGAGAACUGUUGCUAGGAGAGGGGGAAAAGGUGCAGUUGCUUGCAGUUGUGGAUGUGCUUGCGGAAACAGACUCGCAACGAACGCGAGGAGGCUCUGGAGAGGGGCUUGACAGAAUGGCUAAGCGUUUCAGGGUUGCAUCACGCCUGAGAACUGCAUUGAUGCAGAGGAAGAAAGAAUGUGUAGCUGCCAGUUCGGGCGCGGAUUCUGGUCCUGGAAUGGGCACAGGCUCCGGUGCAGCGCCGCUGUCAACGGCAGCGAAGCAAAAAGCUGUGGAAUCACCAGUUCCUGUUGGGUCAGUGGAAAUAGCAUGGGUGCUUCAUUCGGAGGCGAAGGCAGCUCUCUACGAUAUGUGCGUGGAGGAUCCUCCUUCUUGGCCUGCUCUGUCGGAGUUGGGCGUGGGCUAUUGGCUGACGAAUCCGGCAGACUUGAGACCCAGAAUGGAGAAACUGGCAAGAGCUCAGUACCUUCUCAAAAAGGAUCCAAAAGAUUGUUUUUUGCUGUACCUAGCACUUGACAGGAAGGCGGUGCUUGCUGGGUUGAUGAAGCUGAGCAAAGAUGAAAGGGAUAAAAAGCUUUAUGAGUUCCUUGGACGAGACUUCAAGGAGGAGAAGAAUCGUGCAGCUGCACUGAAGAAUGCUUAUGUGCUGAUGGGGCAGCACCGUUAUGAACUAGCAAGCGGGUUCUUCCUUCUGGGUGGUGAUAUGCUUUCCGCGGCCACUGUUUGCGUCAAGAACAUGGACGACCCGCAGCUUGGACUUGUGAUCUGCCGGUUAAAAGAAAGCUCACCCUCUGGGGGCGAGUCCUUAGGAAAGGUGGGAUUAGAAAUGGUCAAUCGGUAUAUGUUGAAGGCAGCUAGAGAUGCAGGUGACCGAUGGAAGGCCAGCAUGCUUCUAUGGAUUGUGGGGAACAAAUUGGGGGCGAUGAAGGAGGUUGUUGGUUUUGACAAAGGUGAUAGUAAUGACAGCCCGGUCAAGGACAGUGGCGGUGGCAGGGAUUUUGAGAGGAGAUUGCGAAGGGCGAGAAGUGGAAGGUUUUCGUCGGAGAGUGUUGGUGCUGAUCUGAAUCUUGCAGACGAGGAUGAGCAGUCAUGUAUGCGAGAGCCUGGUACUCUGUGGCCGUUGGAUCCUGAGGUAGGGGAUUAUUGUGGCAUGAUUGCAUCUAAGCCAGCAAUGCAACUGGGCACCGUUGAGCAGGAAGCAAAGCGUAUUGCUGUCCUAGCAUCUAUACGUGCAGCGUAUGCCUUUGACCGAGCAGGGAUGCAGCUUGAGGCAUUGGAGCGUCUGCCGGGUAUAAAUGGUGCUGUUGGAAGUGUUUGGAGUGCGGACUCCAGAUCCCGGCGACCUUCUGCCAUUGCAGAUGGCAGUGGUGCUUUUGUUAGUGGCCUGCAUGCAGGGGGGCAGCGGCAAGAGAUUUCGGGUUUAUCAGCUGUGGGUGCAGAAGCAGACACUGGUCAGUGGACACCGAGUGGACCAGAAGGCCAAAAGCUGUCAUGGUUGGAGUCGCAGGUUGUGGGCCAGAUCAGACAUGAGAUGAAGAGGCGGUUGGUUUGCCUCUGUCUGUCGAAAUCCUUGGAGGAACAUCCACAUUGGAAGACAAAGGCACUAAAGCAGGAGGAUAGUGAGAAAAGGUGCAAGGGAGAAGGUGUGGGAGCAAACAAGGGGGAAAAGGAUGGACCGUCACGGGAUGCUGAGAAAGAAGACAAGGAACUGGAGAGUGCACUGCGGAUUGCAAAGGAUAAGUGGGGUAUUAACCUUCCAGAGCUGCUUAUGUCGCUUUCUCUGCUUGCGAGCCGAAGGCAGCGUUUAUACUUCCUAUGUGAGCUGUCAUCAGCUCUUGCCAAUUUCUUGAAGGCAGGUUCUACAGGAGGUCAGAUUCAGAUUCGUCACUGCCCGUCCACGGAAGCAGGCUUGGACAUUACAGCUGUUGUUGCUUUGGAAACUCCUUGGGUGCUCGUCAAGGCAGUUCUUGCCGCCGGUGCAGCAGUUGCUGCGACUUCAGUAACCGUGCUGACGCAGGAUGCGGACGUCGUCUUGUGGGGAGGGGUGUGCCCACGAAUGUCAGCAUGUGAAGAGAUCUUGCUCAGCUCUGCAGGCUCCCUACCCUUGGCUCAGGUGCAUGAGAUAGUGCGGUUUUCAUCAGCAGUUCUCAGACUGGGUCAGGACACUCGAAAAGAAGGCGGAGAGGAACCGGUAGGAAAGGAUGAUUGGAUUGGGCGGCGGGAGCAAGUUUGCCAGGCAAUAGCAUUCUUUCUGUUUGUUGCAGCCUCAUGGCUGGGCCGGAGAUCUCGGUCACUUCUUGCACUCCUGCAACCAUGUGCCGGUUUAGAUGCCGGGGCGACCUCAAUAUCAUUGGUCCUCCCAGGUGUGCAUGAGAACAGUAUGGACUGGUUUGAGCAGCUUGGCAAAGCAGAUGUGGCUGGGGGUGCAGGAGAGGAAGCAGGGAAUGGGAGCGUGGAGGGUGCCUCCAAAGAAGGGAAGGAAGGCGACAGCAAUCCGAUAUCCGUGGAUGACAUGUGGCGCAUUCUGGGAGUGGGGUUGUGGGAUAGAAUGCUGCGGUGUUUGAGGAAGUUCCUGCACACAGGCAAAAGCAGGGUGUAUGAGAGGAGGUAUUCUAAGGGUGCAGGCACAGGGACGAUCGAAAUGCGAUCUCGUCUGCCGAACUCAUUGCCGGGAGCCUCCGGGAUGACCUCGGGGAGCUUUGGAACAAGGCAUGCGGCUUCGCCCUCUCCUCCGAUGUCACCUCGUAAGUCUCUGCUUAGCCUUGGGAAGAGUUUGCUGAUGCCGAAUCCACCUGCGCUGUUAACGAUUCCAGCUGGACCUGUGGGGGGAGGGCAGGGGGAGUGGAUACUGGGAGUGGAUGCUCAACAAGCUCUGGAAUUACCGACUGCUGAUUCUAAAGGAGGAGCAAAGAUGGCCAAGUUUGAGGAAGUUGGCGAGUGUCUGCUGGCUGCAGUUGCGUGUAUUUCGUCUGGCCUGAAGCAGCAAGUUGCAGACUAUGUUGUUCAGUCCAUAAUUGUGGCUCAUGAAGAUGCAAGUGCUGCGGGCGAGUCUGUGGGAAUGCCCAAUUUCACGCCUCUGGUGUUAUGGCUGCUGAGUGAAGCACCAGUCGGGUUGUCCCAAAUGUCACAGAACUUUCCAUCCCAGGAGAGCACAAGUGGUCCUCUUGUUAGGCAUGGUAUGGGCUCUCCAUUUGCUGGUAUUACUACUUCAUCCCUGCAUUCGUCAUUUACUUCCGCACUGUCAAUGUUACCUGCUGUGCUGUCUUCCGGCACAGGAUUGGGCCUCGGGUCAGGCCUGGGUGCAUUAUCGGGCCUCACAGGGCGUACCGCGCUUGAAGGAGUUUCACAAAAUGCCCUGCCAAACAAAGGCCAAUACCCUCCGGAAAGGUUUCCUGAAAUUGUCCCGCAGCUGGAAACGAAAGAUGAAGCUUGUCGAGAAUUAUGGAAAUUGCUUGUGGAGCGGAACAACCUUCGGGGAAGGCUUGGGCUUGAAGGUCUAUCUGCUGCACUAUUGGGCAGGGACUCUGGUGGUGGUGGGGGUGGGGGAGGAGGAGAGGGUGGAAGUGGUGGAGCACGAGGCGGUCAUGCUGGAAUGGGUGGUUCUGGAGGCGUUGGAGGCCUACUGAAUAGGAACUUCUUCAAGCAUGGUGGUGAUAGUAAUCAUUUCUAUGGCCAUGAAGGUGGUAGCGCUGGUGUGCGGGGAAGAAACACGACAUUAGCGGAUGACCAGUUUGGUAAUGCACAGAGCCAUCACCGUUGGAUGUCAUUUGGUGAGAUAAAGGAGGUGUGGAGAAUGCCAGGCGAGCUUCUUGAGGCUGUCUGCAUCAACUCUCUGAAUUCGGCACACCUGGCGAUUGCGACGAAUCGUAAGGGGCUUUCAUUCUGGAAUCUAGACAAGCAUGAGCCUUUGACACUGGCAUCUAAUGGAGAUAUGAGGAAGGUUGUGGAUGGUAGCAAGAUGGCACAGGAGUCUCACAGCUUGGCUAAUGGAAGCUUGCCGGCGACGGCUGAGAAAAGACCGAUGGGAAAAGCACCAUCGAAAGGUGGAGGUCGAGUGCCUUCUAUUCGUGUGCGUGGUGGAAGUGGAGGUGCAGGAUAUGCUCUAGGUGUUCCUGGCGGUGGCGGCAUCGGCGCAUGGAGUUUCGGAUGGGACGAAUGGGAGGAUGUUGGCGAAUGGCCAACAUCCUUCCCCACGGUAGAGACCGUCUCCUGUAAGCUCCCCGAACGAAGAACCAAUGUUGAUAUCCUAUCUGGCGAUCGGCGCCCGGACUACAGAUGGCAGAUCCUAUCUAGGCUUCUCUACAAUGCCGCUGAUGACGUCAACAGCUCCCCGAAGUACGAGCAGAUCUCAGCCAAUGCCGCACGCUUCAAGCACCAGUUUGGCGGCCAUGUAGCAAAGGCGUGCUACGGAACUAUGGCGUCAUCGCCAGUCGCAGCUCCGUACUUCACGGGCCCGGUCAACGCGGUGCGAUUCGACGUGACAGGUCAGCAGUUCGUAUCUGCAUCUGGAAAUGGAACGGUGUCCACGUGGUCGGUGGAAAGUGGCCUGAUGCCCAAUUGUGGGGGCCUAAUAGGGCCAACAGAGAUGCGACAGUGCUUCAACAAACAUGCCUGUGAUGCUGAGUUCAUCGGUGGGAACAUUGUUAUCGGCGCUGGUACAAACUCCACUGGAGAAGGGUUAGUCAUGUGGGAUACGCUGUGCCCACCAACAAGUGGAAGAACAGGCAUACACUGCCAUGACGGUGCUGCACGGUCUGUUGCUUUGAUCGAUGUAAACGGAAGGGAAGGAAGCUCAUUUCUUAUUGCAAGUGGUGGAAGGGGAGGGGACCUAGACGUCCAUGAUCUUCGCUACAUGUUCAGUGGUGCUAUGAAAGGGUCCAGAAUGAAGGGUGCAAAUGGAUCUCUGUGGCAUAUUCCCAAGGCACAUACAGCGAGUAUAACAAGUCUUGCAGCAAUCCCUGGGACAUCACUGUUCUUAACAGGCAGCAAGGAUGGUGACGUGAAGCUUUGGGAUGCAACCAAUUGUCGGCAAUUGAUUUGCUGGCAAAGAGUAUGUGACAGGCGAACAUUUAUUAAUGCUCGUGGCUUCGGAACUGUCAUGAAGGCUGCCGUCAUGGAUGUUCUACCGACGCCACGUGGGUUUCUCACCUGUGGUGCUGAUGGGCUUGUCAAGUUGUUCCCUUACCAUUCAUUCAGCCGAGGGGCGUGGGUCUGAGUCGGGGUAGUCGCGAGAACAGCUCGCCAACGAACCGUCUCGCCGUCUGCAAAAGGAGUGAUGACGGAAAUCAAUCUCUUGCAGGUGAACGCACAAAAGAUUGUAGAUACCGUGGAGACGUCGACUCGCGCGACAGCGAAUUCAAGACGGAGACGAGGAGAUAAUAACAAUGCGGCAUGCUAGGGGAGUAGAACAGAGGUUGAUGGACAUCGAUUUUGAUGUCGGUUCUGACAUCCAACGUCAGACAUCUUGUGUAAAGACAGUUGGCCGGUGUGUGCAUCCGGCUUCUUCACCAUUCUCAUGUGUCUCUGUCGUCUUCGACGCGCUCAUGUGCAGAUGUAUGGGGUCGACAAGGUGAGUUGGUUAUUUGUCUGAGGGGCGCAAUGUCUCUUCCUUUUCUUGUAUGUGUGUGUGUGAGGUGGGAUGGGGUGGAGGGGAGGGGGAGGAGGAAGAAGGGGGGGGGCAGGAGCAGAGGGGGGGGAAUAAUAGUGGCAACAUCUCAUUGUCGGCAUCACUUGUCAGAUGGUUUGUGUGCAAACACUUCCAGAAGGUGUAAUCGUGUAGGCCCUUUAGGGUUCUAAGGUUUUAGGGGUUUAGGGUUCUAAUUUUUUUGGGUUUUAGGGUUUUAGGGUUUUAAGGUUUUAGAAUGUGUGACAAUAUCUAUAUAUCGGUGAAACUGCAACGAAACGGUUUGUCACAUCCCCUCGUUUGUUGUCCGUUUUCUCCCUCUCUGCCUUCGGUUUACCUGGCUGCUUCGUUUGACGAUAUAUAUGUGUGUGUGUGUGUGUGUGUGUGUGUGUGUGCGUGUGUGUGUGUGUGUGUGUGUGUGUGUGUGUGCGUGUGUGUGUGCGUGUGUGUGAAAGAAACGCCACCAUGUAGGCCACCUACAGUGGCGUGGAGGACGGCAGCGAGAGUCAUCCAUCAUGCCCCAUGCGCCCCGGUUGCUUCGCCGCCACAAAUCAAGGUCUAAGGUUCAGAAAUUUUGACAUUAUGUUGUGGACACUGGACAUCAUUUUGUCUCUGUCUCUUCCGCAGAUUAUGGUCACUGGAGCUUAGCACUUGGAAGUUAUUGAUUAAUUCCACGCUUUGGCCAAAAUGAUCUGUUCUAUGUUAAACAACGUAAACCUCAAUGCCUUGUCUCUAUUCCAGCAGCAGCCCGCCCUCAUUGCCCUUGCGUCAUCUGAUCGUGAUGCGAUGUCCCGGGAUUGCCGUGCGUGAACGAUGAGUGAUUGGCGCUGCUCGCUUGGAUCGACAUAUGGAUCACAAAGCCAGCAUCGUGUUUUGUUUCUUCACGCCGAUUCGUCACCUAUAUUCCAGCAGCAACCCUCCCUCGUACGUCUUGCGUCAUCCGAUCGUCAUGCUAUGUCCUGGGAUUGCUGUGCGUGAACGAUGAUCGAUUGGCGCUGCUCACUUGGUCCCACGUAUGGAGGACAAAGCCAGCAUCGCUUUUUGUUUCCUUCUUUCUUUAUUUUCUUGAAAACGAAGCCAGCAUCGCCGUUGUCAUUUAAAUUGAUUUAAUCGUAUCGCUCGGUGUAGGCUGUCGAAAGCCAACGGACUCAAUGGGACAGGAUUUGAACUUUGGAGCUGUCCAUUCUCUUUUUCUUUUUUUUUUUUCUUUUUUUUUUUUCUUUUUUUUUUUUGUUUCGUUUUUCCGUUGACCCUUCUCAUGUGAAAACGCCUACAUGUCGGUCCGUACCUGCCUUGUAGAACAGCUAGCAAGGGGACUGAAGAAGGAGACAGGGAGACGAUAGGUUGAGGCGUCGAUGAUUACGCAAUUAUGCAAUUACUGAGCGGUAAUCAGUAAUAAUUUACUAAUUAGUAAUUACUGGUUUUUUUUUUGUUUUGUUUUUUUUCAUUAGUGCACACUGUGCAGUUUGUAGAAGAGAUCGGCAUCAAUCACAUGCUUCAGUCACGAGCUGAGCUAGCUCUCCGUUCUCUGUUCAUUACCCGGCGCGCAGCUGGCACGCUUUCUGUGGAGAUCAG
This is a messenger RNA of Chara braunii, 12659 nucleotides long. NCBI's taxonomy places the organism in Eukaryota, Viridiplantae, Streptophyta, Charophyceae, Charales, Characeae. The record is from the annotation of a GenBank genome assembly.